UGACACCCCUGUUUAAAUGACUGCUGUGAUCAAAGUUGUGGGAUAUUUUGAGAGAACGGAUACACCUUGAAAAAUGCGGGAGCGGGGCCCUUGUAUGUGCGGAGUCGGUGUGUGGAGUCUACUGCUGUCACUUUGUCUGGCCUCCCUCACUCAUGCACACAGGAGUCACACAGUGCAUGUGAAGGCAGGGACGUGUGAGGUGAUCGCCGCCCAUCGCUGCUGCAACAAGAACAAGAUUGAGGAGCGAUCUCAAACCGUCAAAUGUUCCUGCUUCCCCGGACAAGUUGCUGGCACCACUCGGGCCAUGCCCUCUUGUGUUGAUGCCUCAAUUGUUGCCCAGAAGUGGUGGUGUCAGAUGGAGCCAUGUAUGGAAGGUGAGGAGUGUAAGGUUCUUCCAGACCUCACAGGAUGGAGCUGCAGCACCGGCAACAAAGUCAAGACGACCAAGGUGACCCGAUAGUUCAAGAAGACAAGUUUGUGGCGGCUGGAAUGAUUUUGCCACACAUGUACCUGCGGACGCGGUGAAAAUUUACUCUGAUGGACUUGAGCAAAGAUUUUGUUGAAUUUCACUGAGGACAUCCGAGGAAUGACGGCUGAAAAGCCAGGACUUUUAUGUCGCCCAACUGACCCAAACUUGUGUCUCGGUGCUUGGCUGCACAGGACUGCGGAAAACAACAUCCUUCACUGGAAAAAAGCAACGUCUUAACUGAAAACUACGGGGCAAAAGACAUUUUCCCUCCAGCGAACUGCAUUAUUCGAACCUGUUCUAUGACUUAGUGGUGUUCCGUAUAUACAAGGGCAGUUAUUGGACUUUAGAAAGAAAACUUUCAUAU
Messenger RNA from Hippocampus comes (tiger tail seahorse), 833 nucleotides. It is a transcript of the gene tafa3, whose product is annotated as TAFA chemokine like family member 3. Bases 74 to 460 code for a protein of 128 amino acids. Gene Ontology annotation, molecular function: receptor ligand activity. The transcript has 5 exons. Lineage: Eukaryota; Metazoa; Chordata; Actinopteri; Syngnathiformes; Syngnathidae. The record is from RefSeq and is a predicted model, not a curated record.